UGCGGGUCAUCUGCUGCAAAGGCAACCUGAUCCAGAGCCAGGAGGGCGGGGGGGAGCUGCAGAGGAGCGGCUCCGGGCGCAGGCCCCCAAGAAAGCUAAGAAGAGGACAGCAGAGGGAGCCAACUCCAACGUGUUCUCCAUGUUUGAGCAGGCUCAGAUCCAGGAGUUUAAAGAGGCCUUCACUAUCAUGGACCAGAACAGGGACGGCUUCAUCGACAAGAACGACCUGAGGGACACUUUUGCUGCUCUAGGACGUGUCAAUGUGAAACAGGAAGAGAUUGAUGAGAUGCUCAAAGAGGCUCCCGGCCCAAUCAACUUCACCGUCUUCCUCACCAUGUUCGGUGAGAAGCUGAAAGGUGCUGAUCCAGAGGAGACCAUCCUCAACGCUUUUAAAGUCUUUGACCCUGAGGCGAAAGGCUCGCUGAAGAAGGACUAUGUUACACAGAUGCUAACAACGCAAGCAGACCGAUUUUCCCCUGAAGAGAUGGAGCAGAUGUUCGCUGCAUUCCCCCCAGAUGUGGCAGGAAACCUGGAUUACAAGAACCUGGUUCACAUCAUCACCCACGGAGAGGAGAAGGACCAGGAGUAAACCUUUUCAACAACAAAUAGAACGUUUAUCUUUUGCCCGUACAUGACUUGAACCUGGCCCGUGAAGGAGAUUCUGGCUCUUUGUUUUUGCUGCUGCUCAGUUCUUACUCAGGAGCCCAAGACAAAAUGUGCGUUCACAGGCCCCAAAAAUGGACAGUAACCAAAGUGAGCUUCCUCUCUGCUACCUGUAUGUUCUUACAUUCAACUGAGGCAAACAAAAUAUUUUUUAUUUACCAUUACCUACGCUUCACCACACCAUCUAUGUAUUUUAUCCAACUGUUAGGUCUGUGAAUGUUCGUCUAAUAAAAGUUUUAAAAUA
Molecule: messenger RNA, 907 nt
Organism: Trematomus bernacchii (emerald rockcod)
Lineage: Eukaryota; Metazoa; Chordata; Actinopteri; Perciformes; Nototheniidae
Gene: myl2a
Product: myosin, light chain 2a, regulatory, cardiac, slow
Exons: 7
Coding region: 140-589 (149 amino acids)
Biological process (GO): muscle cell fate specification; heart development; cardiac muscle contraction
Cellular component (GO): myofibril; cytoplasm
Molecular function (GO): calcium ion binding
Source: RefSeq, a predicted model, not a curated record